Molecule: messenger RNA, 1255 nt
Organism: Cryptomeria japonica (Japanese cedar)
Lineage: Eukaryota; Viridiplantae; Streptophyta; Pinopsida; Cupressales; Cupressaceae
Exons: 3
Coding region: 234-863 (209 amino acids)
Cellular component (GO): chloroplast
Source: RefSeq, a predicted model, not a curated record
CGAUUUUAAGCACACGACACGCAAGUUUCUUCCCUGACUGACCCCACAACGGUUUCCUUCACAAUUCUGUGGCAAUAUACAGAAAAAUGAAUGGCCACAAGAUUCCCAUUAAAAUCUUAAUACAUGUGAAUAAGCUUGUCCUCCUUGCAACCGACUGUAACACCCAAAUGUAACAAUUCACGAGUGUAAUCUAAUACACUAGUUCAAAUACUGAACGCAACAGAGCAUAUACAAUGGCACUAAAACUUGGGUUUCUAACUUCUCUAGCUCCGGAGAUUUCAGUAGGCAGCAGCAUCAAGCAUAAAUAUAACAAAAAUGCGGCGGUUUCUUCUUCCCGAAAGGAUACGGAAACACUUUUAAUUGGAUUGCGUCACCACUACAUACUUAAUUCUUGCAGUGGCGUGAAGAUUAGGACUGCAAGCCCACCUGCUGCUGCGGCAAACAGAACCGAAGAAUCUGGUGUUUCAGAAGAAUCACCUGAUGAAUACAGGUCAGCAGGAUCAUCAGUUCAGUCUCAAUUAGAUAUCUUGGAACGAUUGACAUCUAACAGCACUGUCAACCUAGAAGGGAGUUGGCAAUCUCAGGUUCCAUCCAAAAAGAUUAUUCGUGAGCAGCUCAGUGAAUUGGUAAGCAAUGAUGUUGGCGAAGCCACAAUACCACUUGGCAAACGUUUCAAACCUCCGAAUUUAAACUCCUUAACAAUAUCUCAGAAACGAAAUAUCAAGAGACAGGACUAUUUGAAUAAAGUGGCCAAAAGGAAUGAUAUACCAUUUUUCACAACCAUUGCUUUGUUUGUAAUUCUCCCUCCUAUUGUGAUAUUAGGAGUAUCUGUUGCAACUGGUUAUGUAGAACUUUUUCCUUGAUCCAAUUUAUGGUUGAACUUAAAGAUUUGUUAAGGGUGGGUGUGGAGACAUUCAAAGCAAUCUCUGUGAACUAUGUGCUAGCAGAAGAAUCUAAAGAGCUGCUAUUUACUUUGUUGAAUAUCAAGGAAAGAACCUAAACUGUCAAUAGUAGUGGCUUGCUAGCAAUUUGUACCUUCUUGUGUCAGAAAGGCAGAAAUGAGUAACACAGUACACUACGUAUUUUAUAAUAUAGUCUACAUCAAGGAAGAGAUUCAAUUACGUAACCCCUUAAAUUCAUGUAUUACAAAUGUUUAGGUGGUACUAUGUAAUACUCUUUUAAGUUGUUUGGGUGUUUUGGAUUCCAUGGGUUGGAUCUAUAAUUUGUUUAAAAUAUUUCGGCUUUUAUUUUGUUC